AUGGACGAAUGUGAAAUUGCAAAAACAUUAUUAUGGCAACAAUUUCAUUCAAGAUAUCAAUGUAAAGUUUUCAUGAAAUGUGUAUAUGCAACAUUAGAUAAAGUUUUUAUGAAGCAUAAUGCAUUGGCAAUUUUUGGUGAUCCGGGUAGUGGGAAAACGUAUUUCAUUACGAUGAUUAAAAAAUUAAUGUGGAAUGCCGGUCAUGUGGAAAGCCAUAUCAAUAAAACAUCGAAUUUUCCAUUUGAAAACAUGUUUAAUAAACGUAUUGCUGUAAUCAAUGAAAUGAAUGUAUCACAAUCAUCGAUACAAGUUGUAAAAGAAAUUUUGGAAGGCAAAGAUGUUUGCAAACGGAAUCUGGGGAAUCCACGCCGCCGGAACCAGCUUCGCACAUAUCCAUUGGCUGCACCUCUGCAACAACUAUCAUCGACAAGACUUGGUUCAACGCAUAGUUUCAUUAAUGAAGAAAUAAGAAAACAAUUAAAACUACCAUGGGUAGAACAAGGAGAAAUAAUUGUUAACCAAGCCACAUCUGAAACAGCAGCUUUAGGAAUCGUAAAGAUUGAAGUCCAAAUUGGUGUAAUGGUCAGAAAUCAUUUAUUUUACGUGCUGCCAAUUAACCAUGAUGUAAUCAUAGGAGUUGAUGCUAUGAAGAAAUUUCAAAUUUAUCGUGAUAUAAAUGGAAUUGUAUAUCAAAAGAUAGAUAGCAGAAAUUACAUGGUUGAAACGCACAAAAGAAAUGAAGUUGAAGUUAAAUUAAAAAAUGUCGAAAUAACAGAAAUAGAAGAUGAAGAAUUAAGAACUCUGAUCAGAAAGUAUGAAAACGUUUUUGCCAAAGAAAAAGGUGAAAUUGGACAAAUUAAAGGUGAAUAUUGUUAUAUAAACCUAGAAAAUUCGAUUCCUAUAAAUUUGAAACCGUAUAGAACAACGGUAAAAGAUAAAGAACGAAUCGAUCAACAAGUAAAAGAAUUGUUGAAUCGAGAUGCAAUUAGAAAAUCAACAUCAGAUUAUUCCUCAGAGAGUUGGCAUUUACAAAUAGCCAGAAAUCACAUAAAGAAGCAAUAA
This is a messenger RNA of Dermatophagoides pteronyssinus (European house dust mite), 1062 nucleotides long. RefSeq lists its product as uncharacterized. The record is from RefSeq and is a predicted model, not a curated record. NCBI's taxonomy places the organism in Eukaryota, Metazoa, Arthropoda, Arachnida, Sarcoptiformes, Pyroglyphidae.